AUGGAAGCUCUAAUUUAUCAUGAAUCACCUAUCGCCGCAUAUUUAGAAGCAGACGCCGUUCCAUUCGAAUCCGCUGAUCCUCCCACCCGCUCUUCCUCCUGCGCCCAAACAUUCGCACCUCGAGGUCUUCCCAAACUACGCGAACGAUUGCGAAAUAUCCGCCAGACUGCGGCCUCUGUCACUGAUGUCGCUAACGAGCAAUUUCUCGAACGAUUUCGUUAUGUCAUUGUUGCAUCUCAACUCCUGUCCGAUGAUCCCAAGCCGAGACGACACCUUCAAGAUGAACAAACCUUCGAUCCGAACACCUUCUCAGUCAAAGGCGCGGCUAUAACCGCCGGGAUAUCCUUUUUAAUAGCAUGGUUUCUGCAUUUACUACGGCGCCGAUAUGAAACUCCUCAAUCACUUCGUCUUUCCGAAAUUUGCACCUCCAUUGUAUUAUUAAUUGGUGGAUGCGUUCUCUUAGUUCACUUCGCUCGCCGCCAGUACCUCGAUUUUGUCCGGCAUUCAGCGGGCUCAACAUUGGGGAAAGUGGUUUCAAAUUCACAUAAUUUUGACAGGAUUGCUGCCGAGGGACUUCGGUUUGUACAAGAGGUGGAGAUUGUCUCUCGAGGAUACGACCUCAGUAGCCCGCUCCCUCCAAUCAGUCGUCUCGAAGACAAACAACCCACAAGUCGGUGCCGGGAGUUACGAGCUUCGAUUGGCUCGAUCUUAACAGCGAGUAUCAGUCACGGUGUUGAAGCCCAUAAUGCAAUCCAACCUUUCGUCCGAGACCUUGACCUGCAGAGAUACCACGACAUAUACGAGGUUUCAAUACAGGAUUAUGCCGAUGCGGUGACCUUUGCCAAUGGUACCACCCUUGAUCCACAGGACUCACUGAAGGAACUUCGGUUUUUGUUUCGACUUCAUCUGAUCGCGAGGAAAGUUUUCCUUUGUGACUUACUCGCACUUCAUUCCGGGUCCACAUGGUAUAACAUUCAUCAAUGGCGAAGCACCUUGAACCUUCUGCAAGAAUUUGAUACUGCCACUUCCCAUGCAGCCCAUGAACUGCGAACGGCAAUUGUCAGGGAAGAAUUUGGUGACAAUUCACAGCAUGCUUGGACGGGGGAUGCCGACCCACCUGUUGAGCGUGAAGCAGAGGCAGCUACUCCUCAAAAGCGUCAUGCCAAAGCACAGAUGCGCCGAUUCGAAGCUGUGGCUAGCGCUGUCCGCUCCCUGAACGCUAAGAUUCACCUGCUAAGAGAAGAGAUCAACGCAUCAUCAACAGAUGGCGAUGACUCCUCGCGCAGCGUGGCGAUCACCAGACACUACGACCAUCUAGGCACUGAAAUCCGAAAUAUUCUAGUCGAGUGGGAGAAGGGACGAAACACCAUGUUCCUCAAUGUCGGUGGGGACUCUGAGAAACGGUUUUCUCGAGCAUCCAGUGGAAUAAGAUCUCCCGCAUCGCCCUCCCCAAGUAGUCUUGGUGGUUUGACGAUCGUGGAUGGGGGCCCUGCAGAAGCAUUCAGCUUACUGAGUGGCGAAGACCGAAGUACUUGUGACGGGAUGGGAUUGGACGAAGAAGUGUUUGAAGCGGUGGCCAUGCCGCGCAAGAGAAUGUCAUGGGCCCCAAUGAGCCGUGAAGAAAAGCUCAAUAAACUUCAAGAGGACCGGAAAAAGCGAGCCACAUUGCAGGAGCAUGCAGAGAACACGACCAAUAUGUUGCGUGAACUGCAGAUGGUCAUCAAACAUCGCCCCAACGCUCGGUCUGAUACGCGAACCACUUCAAUAUAG
Rhinocladiella mackenziei CBS 650.93 is the source of this 1770-nucleotide messenger RNA. RefSeq lists its product as uncharacterized. The transcript is spliced from 2 exons. The coding region runs from base 1 to 1770 and encodes 589 amino acids. Gene Ontology annotation, cellular component: plasma membrane. Gene Ontology annotation, biological process: cell-cell adhesion. Gene Ontology annotation, molecular function: myosin binding. Lineage: Eukaryota; Fungi; Ascomycota; Eurotiomycetes; Chaetothyriales; Herpotrichiellaceae. The record is from RefSeq and is a predicted model, not a curated record.